CCCCUGCCCUCCCCUCUCCUGCGUUGCUGGGUCUGUUGCUGCCAGAGCAGCUGCCGGCUGGGGCUGUGUGUCUGGGGAUGGAGGCUGCUGAGGCAUCCUGGGACCUGCAGGGGCUGCAAACGGUGGGCAUCAUCUUGCUGCUCUGCUCCAGCCUCAAGAUACUCCAUGCUCUGGGCAUCAUCGACCUGACCAGGGGAGGCAACCCGCCAGUCCAAACUAAAAAAGCGCUGAAGCAGCGAUUCCUCAAACUGCUGCCCUGCUGCCGGCCCAAAUCCAUCCCCUCGCUCAGUGAAAACAGUGUUGAGGAUGAGUUUGAGCUCUCCACCGUCUGCCACCGCCCCGAGGGGCUGGAGCAGCUCCAGCAGCAGACCAAGUUCACUCGCAAAGAGCUGCAGGUCCUGUACCGAGGCUUCAAAAAUGAGUGCCCAAGCGGCAUUGUCAAUGAAGAAAACUUCAAGCAGAUCUAUUCACAGUUCUUCCCUCAAGGAGAUUCCAGCACCUAUGCCACCUUCCUCUUCAAUGCCUUUGACACCGACCAUGAUGGCUCUGUCAGCUUUGAGGACUUUGUGUCUGGGCUGUCCACCAUCCUGCGGGGCACCAUUGAUGAUCGCCUGAACUGGGCCUUCAACCUCUAUGACCUGAACAAAGAUGGCUGCAUCACCAGAGAGGAAAUGCUGGACAUCAUGAAGUCCAUCUACGACAUGAUGGGCAAAUACACCUACCCGGCCAUGCGGGAGGAAGCACCACGAGAGCACGUGGAGAACUUCUUCCAGAAAAUGGACCGGAAUAAGGACGGUGUGGUGACAAUUGAGGAGUUCCUGGAGUCCUGCCAGAAGGAUGAGAACAUCAUGCGAUCCAUGCAGCUCUUCGACAGCGUGAUUUAGCUCCUGGACCUGCAUCCAGAUAAGCUGUCCUGACACUGGGUCCAGAACCUUCUUCUCUUUCUUGACUUUUCCUUUGAGACUUCCCUCCUCCGGCUGCACAGACACCCCCAUGGAAAGGGGCCUUCCUUCCCUGAGAUGCGGUUGGUGCCGAGAUCUUCCCUUUCCCCUGGCCCAGCUCUGCUUUCCGCGGGGAAUCCCAAGCAGGUACUCCCAGAUGUUGGAGCAUGGGCAUGGCUGGCACAGGAUGAGAAUUUCACCUGGAUGGACCUCUCUGUUCCCAAUCCUGGUGGAAAAGAUGCAUCCUUGGUCUGCAGUAGAGGUUUUCCCCAUAAAUACCACACUGUGCAGCCACACCUCGCCUCCCAUGAUGCUCCCCAGCCCCAAGAGCCCCGAGUCCUGGCUCCAGCCCAAAUCCUCCAGCAACACUGUCUAGAAACCAAUAAAAUCUUGCAAUGGGCACAGCCAGUGUCUCGGCUUCCUC
Messenger RNA from Cinclus cinclus, 1365 nucleotides. It is a transcript of the gene KCNIP2, whose product is annotated as potassium voltage-gated channel interacting protein 2. The record is from RefSeq and is a predicted model, not a curated record. Bases 78 to 884 code for a protein of 268 amino acids. Gene Ontology annotation, biological process: regulation of potassium ion transmembrane transport. Gene Ontology annotation, cellular component: voltage-gated potassium channel complex. The transcript is spliced from 9 exons. Gene Ontology annotation, molecular function: potassium channel regulator activity; calcium ion binding. NCBI's taxonomy places the organism in Eukaryota, Metazoa, Chordata, Aves, Passeriformes, Cinclidae.